Molecule: messenger RNA, 1672 nt
Organism: Caenorhabditis sp. 36 PRJEB53466
Lineage: Eukaryota; Metazoa; Nematoda; Chromadorea; Rhabditida; Rhabditidae
Source: the annotation of a GenBank genome assembly
AUGGGCAACUGCGACAGCCGCGACAUUGCCGAACAGACGAAACAGAACAAGAAGAUCAACGCGGAGCUGGCGACGGCCAAGAAGGACGAUGAGAGCGUCAUCAAGCUGCUGCUGCUGGGCGCUGGCGAGAGCGGAAAGAGUACGGUGUUGAAGCAGAUGAAGUGAGUGGCGGAUGUGCGCGGCGCGCGAAUCCACGUGUCUCUCUUCAGAAUCAUCCACGACGACGGCUUCUCGCAGGAGGAGUCCAUCGAGAAGAGGAACGUCGUCUGCGCGAACACCAUACAAGCCAUGGGCGCUCUGUUGGACGGCAUGAAGCAGCUGAGAGUCGACUUUUCGAAUCGAAUGUGUAAUGUGAGUCACGGUUUUUUUCAAUUCAUCUCCAGAAAUCGAACACAGCCUCUCUGCUUAUUUUCAAAAUAAAAGUGCAAUUUUCCAUUUCCCCGUAGACUUUGCCGCUUUUGCACUUUUAUAACAAAGUCCAUAACCUUCUAAAUCUCAACAACCAAUGAUUAUAGGGAAAAUUUUUGAGCACAACAACUUUAUAAUUGAUCACUUCCACUCAAAAUUCCUCAUUCCUCAAUCUACAGACAUUUUGCUGACCUGUGACGAAUAACAAAGACUUCCGAAUCAGGAGGCUCUGUGAUUGUUCUUAAAAUCACGUUUCAUCCCCUGUGUUGACUUGCAGGCGCAUGAGAAGCUGAUUCGCGAGACGUUGACCGACAAAACAGAGUUUGCGCCGUUCAACGACGCCAUGUACACGUAGGUGGUCGCCUUCGAACUCAGAAUUAUACUAUUCUACUCUUUUUUGAGUGCUCUCGUCGAUUUGUGGGCAGACAAGGGCGUGCAGAGUGUGUACGAGCAGCGGGAGCUCUUCUAUCUUCACGAUUCGGCUAAAUAGUAAGUAAUCGGUCGGGCAGUUCAGAGUAAAGGAAACGUCGUUCAGCUUCUUCGACUCGAUCGACCGAAUGAACGCGGUGGGCUAUGUGCCGACCGAGAACGACAUUCUGCACACGCGAAUCCCGACGAUGGGCGUCAUCGAGGUGAGGUUCAAAAUGAAGGGAAAAGUGUUCCGCGUGUUCGACGUGGGCGGGCAGAGAUCGCAGCGCAAGAAGUGGAUUCACUGCUUCGACGACGCGAAAGCCCUCAUCUACGUGGCAUCGCUCUCCGAGUUCGAUCAAGUUCUGCUAGAAGACAACACGACCGUAAGCCACGCCCCGCCAGAAGUUUGAACUUUUUCGACGCUUGCUGUUCAGAACCGAAUGCUGGAAUCGAUUCAACUGUUCAAACAAGUGGUCAACAACAAGUACUUUGUCAACACCUCCGUCAUUCUUUUUCUCAACAAAAAAGACAUUUUCGAGGAGAAAAUUGUCACCAAAAAGCGGAGUUUAUCGAUUGCAUUCGAUGCCUACACCGGUCAGUUCUCCCCAUUUAAAGCGCAUUAGACCCAUUCCGCUUCCUCCGGCCAAUUUUUUGUUCUACAGGACCCGCAGAAGAUAUGGAGGCGGCGAUACAGUUUGUGGAGAAAAAGUACAAAGGAGUGUCGGAUAACAAGGAGAAGAACAUCUACUGCCAUCAGACGUGCGCCACGGACACUCAACAAGUGCAGUACGUGCUCGACGCGGUGCUCGACACGAUUCUGUCAUCGAAACUGAAAGGAUGCGGUUUGUACUGA